GCUCUGCUUCCUCUGGACCGGCUGUGGGGGAUACGGGAGGAGGUGGGGCCGCGGCCACAGGGACCGGAACCGGGUCUCCCCAGGACCCGCUGUGGAGGCUUCGGGGGAACAUAGAGCAGCGGUCACAGAGACAGAAACCGGGUCUCCCUAGGACCCGCUGUGAAAGCUUCCGGAGGACGUAUGGCCGCCUCCACGCUGGAAGGAGUCCCGCCUCCUCAGGACCCGCUGUGGAGAAUUCGGGAGGACGUGGGCCCAAGUGCACAGGGACAAGAACCAGGUCUCCCCAAGACCCGGCGCGGGAGGAGCAGAUAUUGCCCAGGUGUCGGAAUGCCUCCAUUGGGUUACCUACAUUUCCGAUAGCCUGUAUUCCUGUUGAAGGUGAAGCCUGGAGUGCUGUAUAGAAACCUCCCCAGCUCCGAACUCCUCACCAGUGCUGUCUUCUUGCUAUGUUUCUGCUCUCCUGCACAUUGAAGGGUUGGGAAGAUGACUAAGCUGGAAGAUCACUUGGAGGGGAUCAUUGAUGUCUUCCACCAGUACUCAGCCCAGGAGGGGCAUCAGGACACCCUUUCCAAGGGUGAGAUGAAGAAGCUGAUGAUGAGGGAACUUCCAAACUCCCUCAAGAACACCAAAGAUCAAGCUACCAUUGACAAGAUAUUCCAAGACCUGGAUGCUGAUAAAAAUGGACAGGUCACCUUUGAAGAAUUUGUAGUCCUGGUGUCCCGUGUGCUACAGACUGCCCAUGAGAAUAUCCACAAAGAGUAGAAAGCUCUGAGGGGCUUUUCUCCAGCAGCGUUCCCAAGAAGACUUUUCCUUCGGAUCACCAAAGCCCAGCCUUACAUGAGGGAAAUGAGAGUUAAAUGUAUUCUUGAAAGUUCUUAA
Messenger RNA from Suricata suricatta (meerkat), 879 nucleotides. Its product is annotated as protein S100-A12-like. Bases 484 to 762 code for a protein of 92 amino acids. Gene Ontology annotation, biological process: positive regulation of canonical NF-kappaB signal transduction; endothelial cell migration; antimicrobial humoral immune response mediated by antimicrobial peptide. NCBI's taxonomy places the organism in Eukaryota, Metazoa, Chordata, Mammalia, Carnivora, Herpestidae. Gene Ontology annotation, cellular component: extracellular exosome; cytoplasm. Gene Ontology annotation, molecular function: RAGE receptor binding; calcium ion binding. The transcript has 5 exons. The record is from RefSeq and is a predicted model, not a curated record.